Aspergillus fijiensis CBS 313.89 is the source of this 2165-nucleotide messenger RNA. RefSeq names its product GMC family oxidoreductase. The record is from RefSeq and is a predicted model, not a curated record. Gene Ontology annotation, molecular function: oxidoreductase activity, acting on CH-OH group of donors; flavin adenine dinucleotide binding. The coding region runs from base 1 to 1686 and encodes 561 amino acids. Lineage: Eukaryota; Fungi; Ascomycota; Eurotiomycetes; Eurotiales; Aspergillaceae. The transcript has 3 exons.
AUGUCUAACUACAACACUGACUCGACCGAAGGGCUUAGAAAUGCCAUCUUCGACUUCAUCAUCGUCGGUGGAGGCACUGCCGGUCUGGUCGUUGCCAACCGGCUGACCGAGCGAUCCGACGUUCGCGUCCUGAUUCUCGAAGCUGGCACCAACCGACUCGACGAUCCUCGCACCCAGAUCCCAGCCCUGGGACCGACAACAUACGCAGACCAAGACUUCGACUGGGAUCUACCAACCCUGCCCCCGGAGCAACUACAUGACCAUUGCCUCUUUAGCACCAAGGGCCGCACACUCGGAGGGUCCUCUGUCAUCAACCAGGGAUUAGUAGUCUACCCGUCGCAGGCUGGGAUAAACACCUGGGAGCAGCUGGGCAAUCCUGGUUGGGCGCACGGCCAAGACGGGCCCCUGCAAGUCUCUUUCGCAAACCAGUAUAUACCCGUCCAUGCAGCCUGCUGGCAGGGCUUCCGCGAGCUGGGAUAUCCUGCAAGCGCAGAUCCCAUCCAGGGCAUAGGAGUCGGGUCAUUUUUGGCAGCUGGUGCGGUGGAUCCGGCUACAGACACCCGCAGCCAUGCUGGCGCAGCUUACCUGUCGGGACCUGUGCAGCGAAGACCGAAUCUGAGGGUCGUGACAGGGGUCCAUGUGGAUCGGCUAGUCCUUGAGCAAGACCGGUCAACUAGGACCGUCCGGGCUAUGGCCGUCAAAGUAUCUCACGGCAAACAGACGUAUCACAUCAGGGUCAACAACGAGGUGAUUCUGGCUGCAGGCGCUGUCCAGACACCGCAACUCCUUGAACUCUCCGGCAUCGGAAACGGUUCAUUGCUCCGCGCCCACGGCAUCAAUCCGACCAUCGAAAUUCCCGGAGUGGGUGAGAACCUGCAAGACCACGGGAUUUUCAGCUUCGGGUACGAGGUAGCAGACGGAGUAUCCUCCGAUGAGAUGGCGCAUGACCCAAAUGCCGCUGCCGCUGCCAUGGCCGCGUAUCAGCAGGACGGCUCCGGUCCACUAGCCAUGGUGCCAUACAUCUGUGCUAACAUGCCGUGCGUCGAUCUGCCACGCGCGGAGCGAGCCAGUCUUCUGCGCACGAUCGGCGAAUCUUCUGGACUGGGCCCGAAACAGGCGCAGGUCCUACAACAACUCCUCGAAGACCCAGAUGAGCCCACCUCGCAGUACACGCUCUUGCCCUUCCAGCUCGACCCACGUCAAGGAGUCAAAAGCAUCAAGGCCCUCAUGUCGCCCGCCCACCCGGGGAACUUCAUUACGCUCGUCUCGACGCUAUGCUAUCCGCUGUCGCGGGGGUCGGUGCAUAUCCGCUCCGCUAACCCCAGGGAUCACCCGGCUCUUGACCAUGGGAUCCUCCGCCACCCCGUUGAUCUUGAGCUACAUGCCCGCCACGCGAUGUGGAUGGAGAAGUUGGCCGCGACGCCGUCGAUGGCUGCGGUGCUCAAGGAGAACGGCGUCCGGCUACAUAGCCCCGAGCCACUCACCGAUCUGGAGCAGGCCAAAAAAGACGGGGGCGUGGUCGAUCCCCGCUUGCGCGUGUACGGUACCACGAACAUUGGUGUCGUCGAUACCAGUAUCUUCCCGUUGGUGCCGCGCGGGAAUAUCCAGGCGACUGUGUUUGCCGUCGCGGAGAAGGCUGCGGAUCUGAUCAAGGAGGAUUUUGAGGGUAAGCCGCAUGGGAUCUAAGCAUGCUGUUCACUGCGUUCGCAUUAUGUUCUUUGGAUUAGGACACUCUGCUCAAGACGCGGCAAGCAUAGGACUUCCGGAGUGCUUAAGAUAUAUAUCGGUCGGACUUUCCUUAGUAGACCCACGGAUUUGAAUUUUUUGUAACCGUGUCAUUGCAAGGAGAGUUCCAUGCCCUCUCUGCAAACGUUCCCGCGAAGAGCGUUCAGGAUAUGAACAAUCACAUUGCAUGAGUACUGAGGACAAUUGUGCAUUCGUCCGGAAUCGAUAAGUUGGGCAUAUGGCAAGACCGCCGCGGGCGAUCCGUCCGUGGUCGGAAUAAGCGUAGACUAAAUCGAGUUAGAGCCUUUUCUGCCGUGCGACACCGGCUCCACUUUGACCACGCUAUGCAGUUGGCACCACUCACUCCUGAUAGGUUAAAUUGCUGGACAUUGCAAAGGCAUGCUUAAGCCCGCGGGUAUAGUUACACCUACUUACCUACU